AGGGAGGGAGGGAGGAAGGGAGGGAAGGAAAGAGGAGGCGCAAACGCGAGCCCUCUUCGCAGUUGGGCUGUGGCUCGGCUGCGAGCACAAGUUCUGGCGCGGCUCGCGCGGCCCUGGGAGGAGAGGGGGGCCGGCGCUGCUCCGUCCCCCGCCGCGCCGCGGUCCCGGGGACGAGAAGAGACAGCGGGGCCCGGCGGGCACGAACGCAGGCCCAGGGAGCGCAGGGCUGUGGAAGGCGGCGUGCACCGAACAGGAAGUGCACGGCGCGCCGCUGUGCGCCCCCCCACGCACCGUCGCGUGCUGGCGGGCGGGGGUUCCCCUCCCCUGCGGCCGCCACGGCGCACGGCUCACGCCGAGCUUCUCUCUGACCUGCGUCGUCCCCCGGGUGUCUCUAUUUAUGCCUGAGCCCCUGAACCACACCCACGCGCCCCGUGCCCCGCAGACCCGGCCGCGGCGGAAGCGCCGGCUUUCUGUGGGAUGCGCAUUGAUCCGCACGUGCUGCGCGGAGAACCGCGGCGAGCCGCCUGAAUGCGCGCGUGGAGCUGUCGGGGUCGCUGCGGUACUGCGGCUGUUCACGCCCCACCCCACCCAGCCCGGCGCAGCCCACCCGGCUCUUUUCAGGUUCACCCGGAGUUGCGCAGUGGAUCCGCGGUAAGUGUCCGGGAGCCGUACCGCAAGCCGGCGCCCCGGCAAACGCGGGGUUCCUCAGAUUGCAGAAAGACAUGGGUGACGGAAAGGGCUCGAAACCGGGCGAGGCCCCCCCCCUCGUGCUGCCUCAGUCCAAGAGAACCACCUCCUUGCCCUUUUGGCAACGUUGCCGAGGGCCCGUGGAGAGUUCUCCGGGGUGACGGUGUGGUCCCCCAGGAGGGCGAGACCUUGGACCCGGCUGGAGGUUCCAUCAUCUUGUGUGAAAUCCCCUCCAGUCUGCGUGGUUCUUUGGUUCGUAGCGGUGGAUUUCAGGUGGGUUUGUCUUCCUUCUCCUCCCCUGCUCGCCAGGCCGGAAGGAAGCCAGUCUGGGAAAUUCUCCCGGGCCUGGACCACUCUGCCUGUUUGACAGAAGGUGGGAUGCCCUGGAGGGGCCACACCUGGGUUCAAAACCCAGGUGGGCAUCCCGGCCCCCCAGCUGUGCAGUUUCUCUCUUUGAUCUUUUUCUACCCCGCUGCGUAGGGGAGACAGGAGGCUGCGUUAUUCCACAUAAAUGCUGGAAACCCGGGUUAGGAGAAGAAAGGGGCAGGCCUUUAGCCUGUGCCAUGGAGUUUAAAGGACUCGUGGAGCCCACCCUUCCCCGCUCAAGAUGACUCCCCAACUGUCAUUCAAGUUUCAUCUCUUAAAAGUUUAAUCCCUGUCACGAUGAGAAUUCAUCAAGGCCUGCAAACCACUCCACCUGUUGAGAAUUGGUUUUGAAAUGAAAGGUGGAGAGGUAGGAAGGGUCGUCUGGGGAUGAAUUCAGAACCUGGAAGCCAAUGUGCUAUUUCCCAUAUUACAAUAAAUGCUUUGCCCGAGGCCUGUCCUGGGUGAUGGGCAGUGUUCAGCAAUUGUUAUAACUAUGUACUUUUGUCAGUUGAUUUGUGUAAAUAUGCCCAAUCAUUCAUGAAUAAAAUUAAUUAUUUGUUCUCUGAGUUGGUUUUGUUGGAGUGCAGAUUUUAAUGCCUGGGGAUCCUGAAUCAAAACACAUUUUACCAUAUUGCCU
Messenger RNA from Rhinolophus ferrumequinum (greater horseshoe bat), 1690 nucleotides. RefSeq lists its product as uncharacterized. The coding region runs from base 529 to 1167 and encodes 212 amino acids. The transcript is spliced from 2 exons. The record is from RefSeq and is a predicted model, not a curated record. Lineage: Eukaryota; Metazoa; Chordata; Mammalia; Chiroptera; Rhinolophidae.